AUGGGGGCAAAUCACGACGGAGAUAAUGGGAAUAAUUGCCGGUACGAGGAUCAGUUCCUGAUGGCCUGGAAGAACGAUCCCGGCAGUGGCGUCAACAACCUCCACACAUUUUCCCCGUGCUCCAUCAAUUACUUUGACGAUACGGUCCAGAGAUUGGACACAGCGAUGAAAGAUAAAAACUGUUUGAAAGUGAGCGCUAGGGAUAACGGUGAAUUUGCUGAGCACCUGAAAACCCUCCCAGGUCAAAAGUUCAGCGUGGACCAGCAGUGUCAGUUUGUAUUCGGGCCGGGCUCAUAUUUCUGCAGUGCGGGAGAAGAGUCAGACGAGAAAGUUUGCGAAGAAAUGUUCUGUAAAAACCUGGACGAAGGCCAGUGCAAAGGGGGCAAGAUGUAUAGGGCCUACGAUGGCACGCCCUGCGGCAACAAACGUUGGUGCAUGGGCGGUAAGUGCGUCGCGGAUAGCAAUGCCCCCACCGGAAGAGGUCAGUUUGUGAAAUUUUUGAAAAUUUUGAAGAUGGUUAUUUUAGAAUUAUGA
Molecule: messenger RNA, 534 nt
Organism: Helobdella robusta
Lineage: Eukaryota; Metazoa; Annelida; Clitellata; Rhynchobdellida; Glossiphoniidae
Exons: 3
Coding region: 1-534 (177 amino acids)
Molecular function (GO): metallopeptidase activity
Source: RefSeq, a predicted model, not a curated record